CGGGACGCUAGCAUUUUAUUAUUUAUUUUCCUCAGUAAAUAUAAAACUUUUCAUUUAUCAUUGCGCGUAUAUAUCUACAAAAUAUGGACUUUUGGAAUCUGCAAACAUAUUCAGUCAACGGAAAGGUUGUAGUUAUAACAGGUGGGCUGGGCGCCAUUGGCAAGGCGCUAGCGCUGCGGCUGGCUGAGCUGGGUGCGUGCGUGGCCCUGGUGGACAUUGCGCCCGACAAGGAUGGUCAGUUGUUUUGCGCCGAGAUCAACAGACGCUUUGGUCAGACGGUAGCAGCGUAUCUCACCGCUGAUUUGCGGCGCAAGGAUGACAUUGCACACAUGCUUGAGUGGGCGUACACACAUUUUGGACAUCUAGAUGUGCUAAUUAAUAACGCUGGAGUUGCCUCGCCAGCGAUGCUGUACGAAGGCGAGACAUUCGACCAGAUAUCCGCAAUCCUUGACAUUAACCUGCGCGCACCCAUCGAGGCGACCCGCCUGUUUGUAAAAUAUCUGACCGAGAAGCAGCGGCAGGGUGUGGUUGUCAACAUGGCAUCUAUUGGCGGUCUGGUGCCCAACCGCGGUGGCGAGGUGUACGGUGCAGCCAAAGCAGCGCUGAUUCAUUUGACUCGCGCAAGCCAGUCGCUGGCACCGCAGAUCCGAGUGUCAGCGGUUGCGCCGUACUACGUCAAAACACCAAUGGUGCUAAACAACCCAAAGCUGCAGAACAACAACACAGUAUUUCCGCAGCUCAUGCUUGAUGUCGACCAAGUGUGUGCGGCGACUACGCGAUGCAUCGAGGAUACCACAUCGGCUGGCAAGACAUUUGCAAUGAUUGGUCGAUCGGAGCAUGUGCGCAUGUGGCACUUUGAUUUGGCAGUUGUGCACAUCACGAUUUUGGCCGGAUGGUCGCUGAUGGUUGCUUGUGUGCGCAGGCUGUUGCGAAUCAAAUAGCAAAAUAGUCACUUUUGUUUGGCAAUGCAAUUUAAUACGUGCAAACAUAUAGCAGAUCUGUAGCAAGGCACAUGUGACUAGCCCGUAACGCGACUGUUUGCAGCUUGCGCGUCGUUACGAAUGAC
This is a messenger RNA of Kickxella alabastrina, 1066 nucleotides long. RefSeq lists its product as uncharacterized. The record is from RefSeq and is a predicted model, not a curated record. Gene Ontology annotation, cellular component: cytoplasm. Gene Ontology annotation, molecular function: oxidoreductase activity, acting on the CH-OH group of donors, NAD or NADP as acceptor. The coding region runs from base 84 to 941 and encodes 285 amino acids. The transcript has a single exon. Lineage: Eukaryota; Fungi; Kickxellomycota; Kickxellomycetes; Kickxellales; Kickxellaceae.